Messenger RNA from Daldinia loculata, 1719 nucleotides. RefSeq names its product alpha/beta-hydrolase. The transcript is spliced from 4 exons. The coding region runs from base 1 to 1623 and encodes 540 amino acids. NCBI's taxonomy places the organism in Eukaryota, Fungi, Ascomycota, Sordariomycetes, Xylariales, Hypoxylaceae. The record is from RefSeq and is a predicted model, not a curated record.
AUGUUCUUUAGAGGCAAUCCUUUAGGUGGCCUAACCUUCUUUAGCUUGGCUGGGCUUAUUAAUGGAGUGAAGACAAGCAGCGGAAUAGUCCAUGGCGGUCAGUGCAGCUCAACCGACGUAAACUACUUCUACUCGAUUCCGUACGCGAAACCGCCUCUGGGCGAACUACGCUUUGCACCUCCAGAGCCCUACAAUAAUUCGCGCGGCGUGAUCAACGCCACGACACCGGCACCAGCAUGCAUUCAGUUCUUGGGAUCGUUCGAUGAGAGGACUGCGACGAGCGAAGACUGUCUUUUCCUGGAUGUCUGGGCUCCGGCCUCUGCUACUCCCGAGUCAAAACUUCCCGUGAAGGUAUGGCUAUACGGAGGAAGAAAUCAAGGCGGUGGGAUUUCAGAUCCGACAUAUAAUGGCUGUUUCUCUGCUGCGGACUCCAUUGUCGUCUCUAUCAACUACCGCGUCGGUCCUUUGGGAUUCUGGGCGCUGUCGGAUCUUGGCCUCACCGGAAACUAUGGCAUCAUGGAUCAACUUCUUGGCCUACGCUGGGUGCAGGAGAACAUCGUAGGGUUUGGCGGUGAUCCGAAAAAGGUCCUACUCUUUGGACAAUCUGCCGGCGCUAUUGACUCUUUCGUUCUUGCUACGUUACCCGAAGCACACCGAUUAAUGAGAGCUGCUGCUUUAGAAUCUGGAGCUGGGAGAGUUCUACCAACAGUAGCCGACACGAGAAUAUGGUAUUCAGAGUUCCUUUACGCGAUGAACUGCACGCAACAUGACUUAUCAUGUCUUCGAAGCGCCCAUGUCGAUAGAGUCCAAGCAGCAGUGUCCGCGAUGCCAAGCACUAGCAUAAUAACCGUUAACACAGCCCUCGUCAAUAAUGGCACAAGGUCCUCUUGGACCCCCGUGAUCGAUGGAAAGGUAAUCAAAGAGCAACCAUCAACUAUCGGAGUUAGGGUCCCUUCAAUAGUAGGAGCCACUACUAGGGAGGGCUCUAUAUUCGUCUUAUCUUCCUACCUCACAACCUGGAAGGGAAAAGUUCCUAGCCUAUCGGACUAUGAUGAUUUCCUAACCCUAAACUUUGGACCACUAGCGACACGAGUAAAUGAGACGUUUCCAUUAGCCUCUACCUUUAACGGUUCAACACUUACCGCUAUGGAGGUUAUUCUUACCCAGGUAUCAUACCAGUGUCCAUCAUACCGGGCUCUACAACUGGCAUACAAGAAAGGAAUUCCUGUAUGGAGCUACCGAUUCGCUCACGAGCCUAGUUGCGCCUGGUAUGCCCCGAUAGAGGCGGAUUGGAUACCUUACCUGGGGGCAACGCACACGAGUGAGAUCCCAUUCGUGUUUAACUUUACCAGUUCGAUGCCACCCCCUAACGGGAAUUGCACCUUCUCGAAAGCAGAGCAAACAUUGGCCCAUGAGAUGAGUCGCGCGUGGACAAACAUGGCACAGAUAGGGAUACCGGGUGACAAGAGUAUUUGGCCUGCCUGGACAUCGCACGAAAGCAAAGGUGUAGUACUCAGUGAUGCAAUGGAUGUUGGUGUGGUUGAUUAUGCUACUUGUGAUUUCUGGGGGGAAAUCGAUGAGGAUCUUAAUAAGUACCAGAGGUCUCAAUCAAGCCAUGUAUGAUACUAUCUCUAUAAAGUAUGGUUAAGCUAAUUGUCGUUUCUUACCCCUCGACAUUAUUGAGGAUUAGGGGCUCAGCAGAAUCGAACACUUGUCUGA